AUGAGUGCAAGCACUACAUGGGCACAAAUUAUUGGUCCAGGUAAAACAGUUACCUUGGAUAUUCCAGAUGAUGCUAAUAUGUAUAUAACAAAUGUAUGCAUUGGAGAGUUUUCAGAAGAAUCUAAAAACACUCCACAAAGAUUAUUAGCUCAUAUUAUUACUAUUGAUCCAUAUCAAGAUGAAGAUCAAGUUGAUGUUUCAAAAUUGCCGCAUACAGAUAUAAUGAUUGCUUCUCUUAUGCCAGAAGAAAGAGAACAUGAAGUUAUUAACUUUUGCUUCUCUCCUCUUAACAUUGUUAAGCUUCACAAUCAAGGAACUUGCACAAUUCAUAUAGCAGGCUAUAAUGUUCCAAUUGAAGAUGAAGAGGAAGAAGAAGAAGAGGAGGAAGAAAACGCAGAAGAAGGAGACAACUCUGGUGAUUCCCCUGAUGAUACAGCCAAUAAUGAUGUUGAUGAAGUUGAUGAAAUAGACGUUCAGACGAAAUUAUUAGCUUUAUCAAAGAAUAAACCAAAACCAGCUCCUGCACAGAAGCCACCACCACCUCCACCACAAAAUAAACCACAGCAUCAACAACAAAAUCAUCAAAAACCUCAACAUCAACAACCACAACAAAGAAAGCAAUUCCAACAGCAAAAUAACAAGUUUAAGAACGACAACUUCAAGAAAGAUUUCAAGAGGAAAUAA
Trichomonas vaginalis G3 is the source of this 684-nucleotide messenger RNA. RefSeq names its product nucleoplasmin-like domain family. The record is from RefSeq and is a predicted model, not a curated record. The transcript has a single exon. NCBI's taxonomy places the organism in Eukaryota, Parabasalia, Trichomonadida, Trichomonadidae. The coding region runs from base 1 to 684 and encodes 227 amino acids.